Molecule: messenger RNA, 1310 nt
Organism: Sipha flava (yellow sugarcane aphid)
Lineage: Eukaryota; Metazoa; Arthropoda; Insecta; Hemiptera; Aphididae
Exons: 2
Coding region: 189-878 (229 amino acids)
Source: RefSeq, a predicted model, not a curated record
GCCCACUUUUACGCCAUGAAUAACUGUUUGUUUUGAACUGCAAUUUGUCCGUUCAAGAUAGUAAAAUAAUAAAUAUUAUGGUUUACAUUUCCAACUGUCAAUUGUGUUCAAAUCGAACUUCUGUCUGACGGUAGAAACGUCAAAGUUUCAACGAAUCUCAAGUUUAUUAUUUUGAAAAGAAAAAAAAAAUGGGGAGAACUAUGAGAAAUAAAUCAAUGAGUUAUAAAAAAAAAUCAUUAGUCAAUGAUUUAUCUAUUAUCGAUGCAGAGAAUUUUGAACCUCCACAACUGUCAUCUACUCCGGCUAAAACAAUUAAAAGAAAUUCAAAUAGAAUUUUAAAAGACAAUAAUAGUUUGAAUAUUAGUGUUAUAAAAAAACAAGAUCAAACAAUCAAAGUAGAUACAGAAAUUGAAAAACAACUUUACAAACCUAAUUUACCAAUAAUUGAAGAAGAUUAUAAUUAUAAUCGAGUACCUGAACUAUUUUGCAGUGACCCGGAAGAAGAAUCCACAACAAAUGAAAAUACUGGUGUUUCUGUAACAAAUGAUUCUGAUGAUAAAUGGACUACUUUAUCUGAUACUUCUGAAAAUAAAAGCUACUCUAAUGUAUCUGAUUUAUUAGCAGAAAUCGAUGCUGACGUAGAACCAAGAUUUGAUAAAGUGGCAAGACGAUCAUAUCCUGGAAGGAAAAGAAGUAAUAAAAGUUUAUAUGAUGAUGAUGAAGAAGAAGAAAAAAACAUAGAAGUUAAAGUAGUAAAAAAAGAUAGAAAACCUAAACAAAAAAAAAUAGAUCCACAAGAAGAGGCUUUAAUACAAUCUAUCAAUGAACAUUUCAAUGAUGUUGAAACAUUUAGUUUAGUUGUAGAAAAAAAUAAUUAGAUCUUGAAUUCUUUUUGUAGAUUUAUAAUUUUUAUUUCAAUAUAAAAUUUAUUGUUGGAAUGUUAUUUGUUCUUUUCGACAAAUGUAAUAGUAUAUAUUUACUAUAUUAAUAAUUUGUAAUCUAUAAAUAUGAUUAAUUAUCUGUCCGUGUUAAAACUCUUAAUUCUUAAGUUAUUAUAGUUUACAUUUAUAGUUCAUAUUUAUUAACUGUAACUUGAAAUUUAAUAAACAUACAAAGAAAAUAUAAGAUAUGCUUCAGCAUGCAAUAGUAUAGACUAGACAAUAGGCGCUUUUCUUGGAUAUGUUGUUUUUAUAACCUUAGAAUCCGCUACAUUUUAUAUUAAAUUGAUACGAUUUACUGAAAGCAUAGUGGUAGUUUUUCAAAUAUAUAUAACAAUAAUACUUAUUUUCCAUGUAAUUUCUGUAAAAUGU